Molecule: messenger RNA, 1020 nt
Organism: Ostreococcus lucimarinus CCE9901
Lineage: Eukaryota; Viridiplantae; Chlorophyta; Mamiellophyceae; Mamiellales; Bathycoccaceae
Exons: 1
Coding region: 1-1020 (339 amino acids)
Biological process (GO): porphyrin-containing compound biosynthetic process
Molecular function (GO): uroporphyrinogen decarboxylase activity
Source: RefSeq, a predicted model, not a curated record
AUGCUGCGCGCGAUCCGAGGCGAAGACGUCGAGCGACCGCCGAUCUGGAUGAUGCGACAGGCGGGGAGAUACAUGAAGGUGUAUCAAGACUUGUGCAAAAAGCACACGACGUUUCGAGAGCGAAGCGAGACGGUGGAUCUCGCGGUAGAGAUCUCGCUGCAGCCGUACGAGGCGUUUAAACCCGAUGGGGUGAUUUUGUUCAGCGAUAUUCUCACGCCGUUGCAAGGGAUGAACAUUCCGUUCGACAUCGUAAAGGGAACGGGGCCGAUCAUCUUCAACCCGGUGCGCGAGAUGGACGAUAUCAAGAGCAUCACGCCGUUGGAGCCGGAGAAGAGCGUGCCGUUCGUCGGGGAGUCGUUGAAGGUGUUGAGAAAUGAAAUUGGGAACGAGGCGACGCUGCUCGGGUUUUGUGGAGCGCCGUUUACGUUGGCGUCUUACAUCGUCGAGGGCGGGACGAGCUCGCACUACAAGGUGAUUAAGAAAAUGGCGUUCGAUUCGCCAGCGGUGUACGAGGCGCUCAUGAAUAAGCUCACGGACGCCGUGAUCGAGUACACGCGGUACCAAGCGGACUCUGGGGCGCAAGUGGUGCAAAUUUUCGACUCGUGGGCAAGCGAGUUUUCGCCCGCGGAUUUCGAAGUGUACUGCCUGCCGUACCUCCAACGCAUCGUCGCCGAGUGCAAGCAAACCCACCCACACGUGCCGCUCAUCCUUUACAGCUCUGGAAGUGCCGGUUUCUUGGAGCGCUUAGCGACGACGAACGCGGAUGUUAUCAGCUUAGACGGGACGAUUGACAUGGCGGACGCGCGCGCUCGACUCGGUAUGGAUCAGGCGGUGCAAGGGAACAUGGAUCCGCUCCACCUCUUUGCGUCGCAAGAUUUCAUCACGAAAAAGGUGCACGAAACGAUCGCCAAGGCUGGAAACAAGAAGCACGUCAUGAAUCUCGGUCACGGGGUCAUGGUCGGCACCCCAGAGGAAAACGUUGGACACUUCUUCAAGACCGUUCGAGACUUCCGGUAUUAA